AUGUCACAAUUUUUAAUUGAGCAAAUUAGAUACUUACAUGAAGAAAUUGAAUUAAUAGAAAAAGCCUUAGCAGAAUUAAUUGAAGAAAAAGUAAAAAAUAGUAAGAAAAAUAUUUUAUAUGAUUAUUCUAUAAAUUAUUUAGUAGAAAAGAUUCAGAAAAAAUCAAAAACACUUUUACAAUUUUAUAAUGAUGAAGAUAAUUUAAAAAAGGAAGAAAUGCAAUUCAUUGCAGGGAAGACUAAUGAUGAAAAAAAUGAUGUAUGGAAGAAUUAUUAUGAAAGAAUUAAAUAUAUAAGAGAUUAUCAUAAAAAAACUAAUAUUAAAAAAAUAGAAGUGAAAAGUUAUAAAUCAUAUAAAAAUGAAGCUUUAAAAAAUAACAAUUUAAAAGAAAUGUUUUCUCCAUUAGAAAAAAAAGGGAAAUAUGUUGAUAUGAACAAAUUUUAUAAUGAUUUUAUAAAUAUAAAAAGAAUUAAAGAAUUUAGAUUAAGUAUGUUCAAAAAAAAAGAAAUGGCUAGAUUAAAAAAAAAAAAUUUAAAUGAAAAAAGUGCUUUUAAUAAAACAAGUGAAUUUAAAGAAAUGGAUAUAGUAACAUACUUACACAAUUUUACAAGAUUUUAUUAUAUACCUAGAUAUUGUAAAUAUAGAAAUGAAGAAUAUAAAAGUUAUUUAGAAAGUUUGUUAGAUUAUUUAAUGAAUUAUUUUGCAAAAAUAAAUAUACUAGUAGAUUGUAAAAAGACUUAUGUACAAUAUGAAAAAAAUUUCAAUGAAAAAUUCGAAAAUAAAGAAGUGAAAGGUUGGGAAAAAUACACCUAUGAUUUAGAUUUUUAUUGUAAUAUAAACAAUAAGUUGUAUGCAUCGGAAGGAACAUAUAAAAGUUAUUUAAAAAGUAAAAAAUAUGAUGAUGAUUUAAAAAAAUAUUUAAAGAAUGAGUAUACAUUGGAACAGGAAGAAGAAAUUAAAAAAAAAAUAGAAAAAGAAGAUAGAGAAAUUGCAAAAUGCGAAUAUUUAAUUGAAUUAUAUAAGAAUUUACUAAAUAAACUUUUUCAAAAAACAAUACAAAAUAUACAAAGAAAACAAGCAUAUACUGUAGAUGAAUUGCAAAAAAGAAAAAAAACAGAAAAAAAAAAUGAAUAUAUAUUAAGUAUAAAUGAUGAUAUUAACAACAAUGAUAAUAAUAUUGAUCUUACACAUAAUUUAUCUUCUUCUAUGUAUUCUUCAAAUGAUGAUACUUCUGAAUUCUCAGAAAUAGGUAGUAAUGAUGAAGAAGAAAAUGAAGAAGACAAACCAAUAUAUAAUCCUCUAAAUUUACCACUAGGUUAUGAUAAUAAACCAAUACCAUAUUGGUUAUAUAAAUUACAUGGAUUAUCAAAAGAAUAUAAAUGUGAAAUUUGUGGAAAUUAUUCUUAUUUUGGUAGAGCUAUGUUUGAAAAACAUUUUUAUGAAUGGAGACAUUCAUUUGGAAUGAAAUGCUUAAAGAUACCAAAUACACUACAUUUUAAAGAAAUUACAAAAAUUGAAGAUGCUUUAAAUUUAUAUGAAAAAUUAAAAAAACAAACACAACUAAAUAUUUUUAAACCAGAUCAAGAAAUAGAAUGUGAAGAUUCUAAAGGUAACGUUAUGAAUAUAAAAGCAUAUGAUGACCUGAAAAGACAAGGAUUACUCUAA
Messenger RNA from Plasmodium gallinaceum, 1665 nucleotides. It is a transcript of the gene SF3A3, whose product is annotated as splicing factor 3A subunit 3, putative. Gene Ontology annotation, biological process: mRNA splicing, via spliceosome. NCBI's taxonomy places the organism in Eukaryota, Apicomplexa, Aconoidasida, Haemosporida, Plasmodiidae. The coding region runs from base 1 to 1665 and encodes 554 amino acids. Gene Ontology annotation, cellular component: nucleus; spliceosomal complex. The transcript has a single exon. The record is from RefSeq and is a predicted model, not a curated record. Gene Ontology annotation, molecular function: zinc ion binding; RNA binding.